Messenger RNA from Chironomus riparius, 2823 nucleotides. The record is from the annotation of a GenBank genome assembly. Lineage: Eukaryota; Metazoa; Arthropoda; Insecta; Diptera; Chironomidae.
AAAAUAUUCCCGCUUAUUUUUUCGGUCAACAAACUUAUUCUUCAAAAUUAAUUAAUUAAAAUGGGAAUUACGGGAUUACUUCAAAUGGUUGAAUCAUGCACAGAGCCCUCAACAGUCUAUACCUUACAAGGCAGAACUGUGGCAGUUGAUUCAUAUUGGCUAUUGCAUAAAGGAAGUUAUUCAUGUUCAGACAAGUUGGUGAGAGGAAUAAAGACCACGAAAAUGCUAGAUUAUGUUAUGAAAUAUGUUAAGCUGCUUUUAUCUACGUGUUCUAAUGUCAUUAUGGUUUUUGACGGCAGAUCAUUGCCAGCCAAAAAGGAAACGGAACUAAAGAGACGAGAGAAUCGAGAAAAGGCAAAAUUAAAAGCUGAUGAAUUAGCAAAGAAUGGACGACAUGAUGAAGCAAAGAAGGAAUUUGAUAAAGCUGUUGUAAUAACACACGAACAUGCACUGGAACUAAUGGAAGAAUGUCGGCGCUAUAAUGUCGAUUGUAUCGUUGCUAUGUACGAAGCUGAUUCACAGCUGGCUUACUUAAAUAAGAUUGGACUUGCUGAAUAUAUAAUAUCUGAAGAUAGCGAUUUAAUACUUUUUGGAUGUAAGAAAAUCGUCUACAAAUUGACUCUUGACGGAAAAUGUGUCCUUUUUGACAGUGACAAGCUUCAUAAUUUAUUCCCAAAAUACUCGUUUGAGAAAUUUAAACGAAUAUGCAUUUUAUCUGGAUGUGACUAUGUUAAUAAUUUACCUGGAAUUGGCUUGCAAAAAGCUAAAAAGUUUAUAUGCAUGACUGCAGAAACAGACAUGAAAAAGGCAAUUCCGAAAAUUCCUUCAUACAUGAAUCUCAAAAUUACUAUACCUGACAAUUAUAUUGACGAAUUCUUAAAAGCUGAAAUGACAUUUAAGUAUAUGUAUGUUUAUGAUCCAAUAAAACGAGCAAUGACUAGAUUAAAUGAAUUAAUGGACGAUGAGGAUAAGCAGUAUUGUGUAAAUGCUGGAGAGCUAAUGAAACCUGAUGUAGCAUAUCAAAUCGCAUUAGGCAAUAUAAAUCCAAAGACAUUGCAAAAAGUUAGUGACUAUGAUCCACAAAAGGCACUGCCACGAUCACUCAAGAGACCUCCAAUUCAAAAUACAAAGUAUAAGCCACUCUUUCGUAUAUGGGAUUAUGAUGGACAUCAUGAAACUGCUAGUAAAGUUCGACAACAGAGUAAAAUCACAUUUGUGCCUGUAAAGUUUAAAAAUAGCAGUUCUGAAGUGUCCAAAAUAGCUGAAGAAGAAAAUAAAGUCGAGGGUCAAAUUGAAAUGGAUAGCUUAAUAUCAGCAUAUUGUGGGACAGAGAUAGCCACUCCUUCUAAACCUACUAUGAAAAGAACAAGCUCAGUAUUAAACGAUGAUCUUAAUACUUUAGUUCCUUCAUCACCAAAUAAUCCGUUCGCAAAACGACAAUCUUUGGAAAGUAAGGAAAAGGCUGAUAAUGUGUCACUCAUAAAAGUUCUUUCAUCAAAAGAUAAAACAGCAAGCAGUUUUGAAGAAAGUCGAGUAGUGAGUAGAUUUUUUGGCCACAAAUCUAUACAAGAACUUGAAGAUCCAAAAGAAAUAAUUGAAAGAAUAGAAACUACUAAAAUUAAACGAGAGCAAGAAAUUCAGGAACGAUUAGAAGCUAAUAGACGAUUUUACAACACAUUCAAAAAUGUUCCAAAAGAGAAUCAAAGUGACGACGAAGAUGACAGCACUUCCACAAAAAGUCCUUUAAAUCAAAUAAAGGAGAAGUAUGAGAUUCAAUCAAAUCUCAUGUCUAAAUCAACUAGUGUCAAUAGUAUUAACAGUGAAGAUGAAGAUUAUACACAUGAUGCACAACCUAUAGACCUAGAACUUGAGAUAAUCGAGAAGGAUGACGAUGAAAUUUCAAUUCCAUCACAAAAUACUGCCUCACAAAGCAUUAAACUGAAAGCACCAAAUCGUACAAGUAAUAAAUCGACUGCCACAAAAAAAAUGAAAGUUAAAUCUACCUCAAUUGACUUGUCUACCCAGCAUAAAUUAAGUAGAUUUGGAUUCACAACUUCGAAUAGAAAUGUCAUCCAGGAAGUUUCUUUUUUUGUUGAUAAACAUUCAAGAGUUAGUGCUGUCGUAAAGAUCUUAGUAAUAGGAAUGUUCUUGAUUGCUGAAUUAAAAUCUACAGUUAAAGUACAUCCUUCACAAUUCAAUAAAAGUCUCGCUGAUGUCAGUAAAUAUGAGUUGAAUAAGAAAUUAGCUAAUAAGAUUCUUCAUAAUGUUGGUUUAUGCAUCAGUUUCCGUGAGAUUUUAAGCUUUCAUGAUUCUUGUAUAUUGCCCGCGGAUGGAUCAUCUCAUACAGACGUGAUUUUUAGAUACAUCGUAUUUAGACCUGAAAUUGGAAGCUUAUUAACCGGUAAAAUUAAGAACUGUACAAGAGACGGUGUGUUCGUGACAUUGGGAUUCUUUGACGACAUUUUUAUCCCAAAAGACGAAUUACAGCAUCCGUCAAGAUUCGAGGAAACGGAACAAGCUUGGGUUUGGGAGUAUCCAAUAGACGAAGGUCAAGCAAAGCAUGAUCUAUUUAUGGAUGUUGGAGAAACUGUUAAAUUUAGAGUGAUUGAUGAAGAAUUUGUAGAAUCGGAACCAACUGGACCACCGGAAAAAAAUGAAGCAUCAACAUCUAAACAAAGUACAGCAAAUGACACAAAUUUCAGACCACCUUAUAGAAUUAUUGGUGCCAUUAAUGAGAGUGGUUUAGGACUGGAAUCAUGGUGGACGCAAAAUGACGGGAAUGGAACUAUGGACGAUGAGGAAGAGGAAGAAGAAGACGCUUAA